Molecule: messenger RNA, 2691 nt
Organism: Zygosaccharomyces rouxii
Lineage: Eukaryota; Fungi; Ascomycota; Saccharomycetes; Saccharomycetales; Saccharomycetaceae
Gene: EMW1
Product: tetratricopeptide repeat-containing protein EMW1
Exons: 1
Coding region: 1-2691 (896 amino acids)
Molecular function (GO): protein binding
Source: RefSeq, a predicted model, not a curated record
AUGGAUACGAUUCUGCACACUUACCUUUUACUUGCAGAGAACCCUGUGAAACUUGACGGCGAAUAUUUGCAAAAAUAUGAUGCCCGAAAGCUUCGAUAUGGUAAAAACAUCUUAGAAGGGUUACCACAUCUAGUCGUACAGUCUAUUUUAGAAGCCACUCCCCAUUUGAAUAUUGCGGACAAUUCCGAUGAGAUUCAGGUUUUAGAGGCGCUCAGAACCUUCUGUGGCCGCUUUAGCUCCAGUGAAGAUGCAUUACUGCUUGCAAUUGCCCUUUUACAAACAUUUAUUCAAAAUAAUUAUACGGGUCCAUGCUUUCUAAGUGAAAUUAAAGAAAUUGAAGGCGCUAAGCAGAGUGUUUUGGUUAAUUUGCUGUCAUCUGGUGGGCAACCAGCAUAUGAUUUAAUGGAAAGUCCAUUACUUCUAAUCCUAUCACUAAUACUGUUGGAACAAAUUACACAACAACCAAGUAUUUUGGGUAAUGCUACGGAUGAUGAAGAAAUUGAUCCACCAGUUGUCUCUCCCACCAAUACUCCCAGUUUGCUUGCGGUUGCCCAUUGGUGGAGAGCUAGAGCGCUAGUAACACAUUUGUCUCUGUUAUCAGAGCCAUCUGGAUACCAACCAGCAAUCAUUGCAUCCAUUUUAGGUUCUGUAGACCUAGUUCAUGCCAUUACCAAGGAUCUACCAUCCGAAUUUCCUGAAAUGACAAAGAAAAACCUUUACACUAUUUUUUACUUGGAAAACGUUAAAUCUUCGUUAGCCAUCAAUACAGAGCACUUAUGCCUACCUACCUUGACAAAGGUUAAAAAAUUGACCAAUUUUGAAUUUGUGUUGACUGGUGCUCGUGCUAUAAGAACCAAGUUUCAACAAAAGUCUCAUUCAGGAUUAAUUAUUCUGGCUGAAUCAUCAUUUCAAUCGCUCGAAGCUGAACAAGGUGAACCUGAAGAUGCCCUACCGGAAAAUUUCACACUUCAAUCAGAUUUACUUCUGGAAAAGACUCAUUUUGAAUCCAUUGGAAAUGAACCUUUAGAUCAGCAAAUUGUAAAAAGUAGAAAAUUGGAAAGUGAUGAAGAUAUGGAGGAAGAAAAUAAAGUACUACCAGUUGCACUCCGUCAAGAAAAUAUUCCUUCUCAUUUACAAGCUUUAGAUCCUAAUGAGCAACCAAAACUCUCGAAUUACGAUAACAUCCAGUUGUUAUUACGUUUAUAUGUUCUAAGACAACUCAGUCCCGCUAAGGAUCCAAUGGUAGAAGAAGAAUUAGGCGCCGUUAUCUACAGAAUUAUUCACCAAGAUGGCCCCAAGAAUUAUGGUAUUUUCUCCCGUGCAUUAUGGGAAAGAUCUGUUGUUGAAACGUUAAAGGCUAGAACCGUAGAAAGAGGGUUGCUGCAGAUGCAAGCGCUAGUCGAAGAACUUGGCCUCAGAAUAAGAACAAAAUUACUCUCGCACGAUGAUAACACUGAAAAUCCUCCAUCCAGACUCAAAUACAUCCAUCAGCUUCCCUUUAUUCCACGUUGGGAACUCGAUACCCUUUUGGCAGAGAAAUACAUGUCACUAGGUGUGCUGAAAUCAGCAGUAGAAAUUUACGAAAGACUUCAUUUGGCUUGUGAAGCUGCCUUAUGUUAUGCCGCUGUUGGUGAUGAAAGACAGGCAGAAACUAUAAUCCUAAACAGAAUAAAUGAAAACCCCAAGGAUGCAAGAGCAAUUUCCAUUCUUGGUGACAUCAGACAAGAUCCAAACUUAUGGGAACAAAGUUGGCAAAUCGGCAAAUAUGUUAAUGCAAAGAAUUCUUUGGCUAAAUACUAUUACCAACCACCACCAUCAUCAGGUCUUACAAAGAAUUUGGGAGCCGUCUUGAGACAUUUGAACGAUUCCCUGAGAAGAUACCCAUUAAGUUUUGAAACUUGGUAUUUCUACGGAUGUGUAGGACUAGAAAGCGGAAAAAUGGAAUUGGCCGCUGAGGCCUUUUCGCGCUGUGUAUCAUUAGAUCCUACCCAUGGUGCAGCUUGGUCCAAUUUAAGUGCAGCAUAUGUCGAAUUGGACAAAUUGAAGGAGGCAUUCAGUUGUUUGAAGCAAGCAGUUUCAACAGACGCUAGAAAGAAUUGGCGUAUAUGGGAAAAUUACAUGCUUGUUGCUAUGAAAUUGAACGAGUGGCAAGACGUUCUCAUGGCAUGUAAAAAUUUGGUCACUAUUAAAAGGGACAGGGUUGGUGAAGCUUCUAUCGAUUUACCGGUGGUUGAGAAGCUUGUUGAAUUACUUAUAUCUACAGAUUACGAAGUGGAUUCCUUAUCGUACUACCAAAGAUCAUGCAUUGAUUUCAUCUGCAAUACGAUACCUUCUAUAGUGACAACAAGCGCUAGGUGCUGGAGAAUUGUCGCUAGAGUAGAACUUUGGAGAGGAAGACCAUGGGCAGCUCUUGAUUGUCAUGAAAAGGCGUACCGUGCCGUUUCUCAUAAUCCUGAUUUAGAGAUUAAUGAAAAAAUCUGGGAAGAAACUGUUGAUGCGUGUGACGAUUUAGUUGCCGCCUACGAAUCCCUUGGUGAAAUGGAAGGCAGACAUGGAUCCGGUUCAUUGGUAUGUCAAGACUGGAAAUACAAAUCUCGCGCUACCAUUAAAGCCCUAAUGAGCAAAGGGAAAGGUAUCUGGGAAGAAUCAGAUGGUUGGGAGAGGUUGUUAGAGAUGAGAAGACAACUGUGA